Molecule: messenger RNA, 858 nt
Organism: Microthlaspi erraticum
Lineage: Eukaryota; Viridiplantae; Streptophyta; Magnoliopsida; Brassicales; Brassicaceae
Source: the annotation of a GenBank genome assembly
AUGGCCGCAACAGCAACGAACAAGAUCAACACCAUGAUCUUACGCUUCUUUCUCAUGACAACAACCUUCACGAUUCUCUUGAGUUGUUGCUCCGCGACGGUCUACAAAGUCGGAGACGCCGACGGAUGGACGGCGAAGGACGACGUCUACUACAGCUGGGCUGAAGGUAAAGAAUUCCACGUCGGAGAUUCUUUGGUCUUCGAAUACGAUCGCAGCUCAAACGACGUCACACAAGUCUCUGGCGCUUUGGAGUACCAGUUCUGCGACUCUUCUUCUCCUAAAGCCGUCUACAUCACAGGACAUGACACCGUAACCCUCACGGAACCAGGGUUUUAUUACUUCAUCAGCUCGAACCAUGUUCAGUGCGAAUCGGGACAGAGACUCGACAUUCUUGUCGUCCACGAUCCGUCGCGUCCCAUUCCUCCACCACCACCGAGCAAGACUCUUCCGUUUGGAAAAACAUACAAGGUCGGCGGUGACGACCUUAAAGGAUGGAGUGUUCCCGAAGAAAGUGACUUCUAUUACAAGUGGAGCGAGGAGAAACAGUUUCUUGUCGGAGACAAACUUCUUUUCGAAUACAGCGAGGAAGCCAACGACGACGUCUUAGAGAUCAGCGGUGAUCUUGAAUUCAAAUACUGCGACCCGACUUCUCCUGUAUCCGUGCACAAGACUGGCCACGAUCUCGUCACGCUCACCAAACCAGGAGUCCACUAUUUCAUUAGCUCCAAGACCGGUCACUGUGAGGCUGGGCUUAAGCUUCGCGUUGUGGUCGGAUCAAGACCCAAUGUUCCGAAGCUGUCACCUUUGGACCGCCUCGCAAGGUGGCUACGCGCUUUCAGACCCCAUCAUCAUCACUGA